This is a messenger RNA of Verruconis gallopava, 1861 nucleotides long. Its product is annotated as tubulin alpha chain. The transcript is spliced from 4 exons. Gene Ontology annotation, biological process: microtubule cytoskeleton organization; nuclear migration by microtubule mediated pushing forces; nuclear division. NCBI's taxonomy places the organism in Eukaryota, Fungi, Ascomycota, Dothideomycetes, Venturiales, Sympoventuriaceae. The record is from RefSeq and is a predicted model, not a curated record. Gene Ontology annotation, cellular component: nucleus; microtubule; cytoplasm. Gene Ontology annotation, molecular function: GTP binding; structural constituent of cytoskeleton. The coding region runs from base 157 to 1512 and encodes 451 amino acids.
GUUGAUUUGGCUUGACCGCCUGUUACUUCCCCCCGAAACUCCUGAUAGACCUACCUUAAUCUGCACUUCAUACCACGCUUUCCCCCCGAUUACACGUCUCGUUUCCUCUCGAAUCGAGCCUCGCGACUCACCACCCUUCGUUAUACAGGCACCAAAAUGCGUGAAGUCAUCUCCCUCAACGUGGGACAGGCAGGUUGCCAGAUCGCAAACUCAUGCUGGGAGUUGUAUUGUCUUGAGCAUGGCAUCCAGCCGGACGGGUAUCUUACUGAAGAGCGGAAGAAUCAGCCUGACAGCGAUGAGGGCUUCUCAACCUUCUUCUCCGAGACUGGCCAAGGAAAAUAUGUUCCCCGCACCAUCUACUGCGAUCUUGAACCAAAUGUCGUCGAUGAGGUUCGUACUGGCACCUAUCGCAGCCUGUUCCAUCCCGAACAAAUGAUCACUGGCAAGGAGGAUGCAUCUAACAACUACGCCCGCGGCCAUUACACUGUCGGCAAGGAGCUCAUCGAUCAGGUUUUGGACAAGGUCCGCCGUGUCGCGGACAGCUGCUCUGGCCUGCAGGGCUUUCUGGUGUUUCACUCCUUUGGCGGUGGUACAGGAUCUGGCUUUGGCGCUCUGCUGAUGGAGCGUUUGUCUGUCGACUACGGCAAGAAGUGUAAGCUCGAGUUCUGCGUCUAUCCAGCUCCGCAGGUUGCCACCUCGGUCGUUGAACCAUACAACUCGAUUCUUACCACGCAUACUACUCUUGAACACUCCGACUGCAGCUUCAUGGUCGAUAAUGAAGCCAUCUACGAUAUUUGCCGUCGUAAUCUGGGCAUUGAGCGUCCUAACUAUGAAAACUUGAACCGCCUGAUCGCUCAAGUGGUCUCGUCCAUUACCGCUUCUCUGCGCUUCGACGGCUCCCUUAACGUCGAUUUGAACGAAUUCCAGACCAACCUCGUCCCGUAUCCACGCAUCCACUUCCCUCUCGUUGCUUACGCGCCCGUUGUUUCAGCCGCCAAAGCUGCCCAUGAGUCAAAUUCCGUUCAGGAGAUCUCCAUGUCCUGUUUCGAACCAAACAAUCAGAUGGUCAAAUGCGAUCCACGCAACGGGAAGUACAUGGCUACGUGUUUGCUGUACCGUGGCGAUGUUGUGCCAAAGGAUGUCCAUGCCGCUGUAGCCACACUCAAGACCAAGCGUACGAUCCAAUUUGUUGAUUGGUGCCCUACUGGUUUCAAGAUCGGCAUCUGCUUUCAGCCGCCUCAGAUGGUGCCUAACGGUGACCUUGCAAAGGUCAACCGUGCCGUCUGCAUGUUGUCAAACACCACGGCUAUCGCAGAAGCUUGGUCUGCCCUUUCGCACAAAUUCGACCUCAUGUACUCUAAGCGCGCUUUCGUCCACUGGUAUGUUGGUGAGGGUAUGGAGGAAGGAGAGUUCAGCGAAGCCCGAGAGGACUUGGCCGCGCUCGAGCGCGAUUACGAGGAGGUCGCCGCGGACUCUUUGGAGGGCGAAGAAGAUGCCGCUGCCGAGUAUUGAGAUUGUUGGUCACGAAUGGUGGCCAUCGCCGUCUUGAUCCGUGCAGUGUAGGAGACGAGUUCCCUGUUCCCGGCUGAAUCUAAAGAGACAGUCCGCUUUCGGUGGUGUAACUUCAGGUGAUUAGUAAGAAGACUGAACAGAAUAUGUCCUAAUUCGGGUGUGAUGUCUCAUGCAUGGUUUCUUCACUCUCGUAUCUCGCAUUGUGUACUUCAUAAACGUGCCUUUUCGAUUCUAGCCAAAGGAGUUCAACUCUCAACAGUUGCGCUGAUGCUGCUGUAAUGCACACGUCUUCUCUUCCACGCCUUCAUAAUCGCGAAAGAGGUGAAUUGCGUUGAAGACGUGGCUUGAG